This is a messenger RNA of Rodentolepis nana, 1551 nucleotides long. Lineage: Eukaryota; Metazoa; Platyhelminthes; Cestoda; Cyclophyllidea; Hymenolepididae. The record is from the annotation of a GenBank genome assembly.
AUGGAAGAGCGUGGAAGUGGAAAUGGACUCGUGUACUCAAGCGCAAAUGAAACUGCAACCACUGGAAGUCCUGAAAGUAGAGGCAAGUAUGCCCUUCCAGAGUACUUUGUUCACUCGACUGAGAUCACUACUGGUGUGUAUCAAUCUUCCACGUCGUAUUCAUCGAGUUCUGAUGGAGCCCAAGUGUUUUAUGACCAUGAUCCAAGAAGUAGUGCUUACUCGAAUCUUAUCCGUCAGCAGAAUACAUCUGGAAAUGGUUAUUGGGGUGAGAAUGAACAUUAUCAGUCUGGAGGAUACCAUUUUGAUGGAGGGCCUGGGUACCACUUUGGAUGUACUUAUGGAUACCCUUCCACAUCCGGAGUGACAAGUGCAGGAGCCUAUCAUUCCACAAAUCACGGAACCUGGCCAAGUGUCGGAUAUCAAUACAGCCGACAUGGUUCCGGUGGUGGAAUACAGUCGUCAAUGUUUUACAAUUCGAGAAUAAAGCGAAUGAGGACCACCCAAGGGAGUUUGGAAGGCCAAGUGGGUGAGAGGGGAAAGAGCUACGGUUCACCUCCACCCCAACCGCAGCCUCCACAAGCAAAUCCUUUGAACUUGAACUCUGGAUGUGUGUCACAAGUAUCGCCCACUGUCCAGUGGAGACCACAAGGCUCAGGGCAAAUUCAACUCUGGCAAUUUCUCUUGGAACUUCUGGCAGAUAGUAGAAACCUCGCGUGUAUAACUUGGGAGGGGACGAACGGUGAAUUCAAGUUGGUUAAUCCAGAUGAUGUGGCCAGGAGAUGGGGAGAGCGUAAAUCGAAACCGAAUAUGAACUAUGACAAACUGAGUCGUGCAUUGCGUUACUAUUACGACAAGAACAUAAUGAGCAAAGUACAUGGGAAGCGCUAUGCUUACAAAUUCGAUUUUACCGGCCUCGCACAAGCGAUGCAACCCUCUUCAGCCUGCGAUGCUCCAACUUCAAACGCUGCAACUUCCUUUCCACUAGGUCUCACAUCCACGUUUCCCCGAGGCAUCAUUGAACACCCCCCAAAUGGACCCAGUUUUCCCCGCGAAGCGUCACCUGAAGUGGAUCAAAGUCGAAAAACCCCCAAUGCUUGCUUGAAACGUCCUAGAGAACGCAAUCCACCACCGCAACCGCGGCGCGAUUUCGAGAACUUCGAUAUGAAACAGCAGCAGCAACAACAACAACAACAACAGUUUCAAUAUAAAAAUGGAAGCUAUCCGACUUCUCAACAAUUUCUUGCUGCCGCAGCAGCUUGUUUCAUUCCCGAAACGCACCACAACCAGAAUUCCGGACACACUACAGGGUGCUAUGAAAGCACCGAUGGUUAUGUGAGUCAAAGUCAACAGAGUGGUUGUUAUGGCAGCCACCAUCAUCACCAACAUCAACAUAAUCAUCACUCACCUGAGUCGGCAGCUGGAUCGACCAAUUAUUGCCAGCAGCCUGCGAACCCCUUUAUGAUGAUCUCGGCGGGUUAUAAUGUGGAGAGUUUAACCAAUAGAAAUAGUGGUGUGGUUGUGUCGGAGGCCAACGGACAGGCACCAAAAUGA